This is a messenger RNA of Rubroshorea leprosula, 1752 nucleotides long. NCBI's taxonomy places the organism in Eukaryota, Viridiplantae, Streptophyta, Magnoliopsida, Malvales, Dipterocarpaceae. The record is from the annotation of a GenBank genome assembly.
GACAACGAGGACCCUCAUUGAUGAGUUCAACAGUUCCGGUGAAUCAGCGAACUUAAAGCUCUAACAUUCUCCGACUUGGACUGGAGUCACAGGAUCCGCCUUGCUUUGUCUGCGCUAAGCUCUCUUGAGCUUUGACAUUCUAUAUAAGCGAGCGAAUUCCCACUCUUUCUACCCGUCGUUCUGUAGAUUGAAAUUGGAGGGCUGGAAAUGGCGGAGAACUGGGUGUUGACGGCGACGGCACAGACGCCUACCAACAUAGCGGUGAUUAAGUAUUGGGGAAAGAGGGACGAGACCUUGAUCUUGCCGGUUAAUGACAGCAUCAGCGUCACGCUGGAUCCCAGCCACCUUUGCACCACCACUACGGUUGCCGUCAGCCCCACUUUCCAGCAAGAUCGUAUGUGGCUCAAUGGGAAGGAAGUUUCGCUUUCUGGAGUCAGGUACCAAAAUUGUUUAAGGGAGAUUCGUGGUCGUGCUGGAGAUUUGGAGGAUAAAGAGAAAGGUAUCAAGAUAGAAAAGAAGGAUUGGGAGAAAUUGCAUGUGCAUGUCUCCUCAUAUAACAAUUUCCCUACUGCUGCUGGAUUGGCUUCUUCUGCUGCUGGUUUUGCUUGUCUUGUUUUUGCCCUAGCAAAGCUGAUGAAUGUGAAAGAAGAUCACAGUAAGCUUUCAGCUAUAGCCAGACAAGGUUCAGGCAGUGCUUGUCGUAGUCUAUUUGGUGGAUUUGUCAAGUGGGUCAUGGGAAAAGAGGAGGAUGGAAACGACAGUCUUGCAGUUCAACUAGUAGAUGAGAAGCAUUGGGAUGAUCUUGUUAUUAUUAUUGCUGUGGUAAGUUCAAGGCAGAAGGAGACAAGUAGCACUACAGGAAUGCGUGAGAGUGUUGAGACAAGUUUGCUUUUAAAACAUAGGGCAGAGGAAAUUGUGCCAAAACGCAUACUGCAAAUGGAAGAAGCCAUCAAAAAUCGUGAUUUUGCAUCUUUUGCACAGUUGACCUGUGCCGAUAGUAAUCAAUUUCAUGCAGUCUGCUUGGAUACAUCUCCUCCCAUAUUCUAUAUGAAUGAUACGUCCCACAGGAUAAUCAGCUGUGUUGAGAAGUGGAACCGUACUGAAGGAUCUCCACAGGUGGCAUAUACAUUUGAUGCUGGGCCAAAUGCAGUCCUAAUUGCACGAGACAGAAAGACUGCUACCCAGCUGCUUCAAAGACUACUUUUCCACUUCCCUCCAAAACCUGAUACUGAUCUUAACAGCUAUGUUAUUGGUGAUAAGUCAAUAUUAAAAGACGCUGGGCUUGAGGGAACAAAGGAUGUGGAGGCUCUCUUACCACCUCCUGAAGUGGUGAACGCUCCAGCUCAGAAGUAUCCUGGGGAUGUUAGUUAUUUCAUCUGUACAAGACCUGGAGAAGGCCCUGUUCUGCUCUCCGAUGAAAGCUUAUCUCUUCUUGACCCUAAAACUGGACUUCCUAAGUAGCUUACAGGGCCUAACUUCUGUCCAAAGCAGUUAUCUAUCUUCCCUUGCAAGGACUCCAGGAUAUCUCCAAGAGCCUGAAGCAAUCCAUUUAAAUGAUACUUUCGAAUAGUUGCAGAUUUGCAAUUUGGCUUCCGUCCUCUUUUUUUUUUUUUUUCAAUGGGAUUCUGUCCCGUGAAGAAAUUAAGAAUAAUAAUAUUUUCUCUGUAAUUUUCAGUUGUAAACCUUAAAAUCUAGUAUUUCCUUAUUGGGGUCUUUGUUCUUCUUGAAUUAGAAAAAAGAAUGGACAACUCU